AUGGCGGACCUCCAGGCCAGGGUGCAGGAGUUCGUGAACCCCGAGCUGCCUGGAGAGGUGCACAAUGCAGCAUUGACAGAGAUCCUCGAUGCUGUGCGCCAGGAACGGCUGAGCGUUCCGCAGCUGGUGGGCAGUUUGGCGGAGCAGCUGACGACCGAGGACAAUGGGAUCCGCGCGCGGGCAUGCCAGCUGUUGGCGGGGGUGAUCAAAGGCAUUCCAGACGUACCACUCCAGGACACCGCCAUACACAGCCUGGCAGAGUUCUUCGCCUCCCGCCUCGCCGACUUCCCCUCCCUCCGGGGGGCGCUCACAGGUUCCCUGGCCCUGCUCAAGCGCACCCCGGAAGUGGGAGCGCUUCACCCAACCGAUGCCGUCGAGAUCGCCAAGGCCGUUCUGAACAGCGUGCACGUGCAAUCCCUCACCGCCGUCGACCGCCUGCUCAGCUUUGAGGUCCUCGAAACCCUUAUAGAGUCACACCCGUCUGCCGUUCUGGCCCUGGAGGGUGACUUUCUAGACGGCCUUGUCGCAGCAAUCGACGGCGAGAAGGACCCCCGCUGCUUGUUGCUGGCGUUCAGGCUCGUCGAGAUCGCGCCGAAGGUGUUCGUAACGGGGCAGAGCGCUGUGCUAGCGGAGGCUGCGGAGGAACUGUUUGAGGUCAUUGCGGUGUACUUUCCGGUGUCAUUCAACCCGCCCCCGAACGACACCCGGGGCAUCUCCAGAGAGGACCUGGUAGUGGCUCUGGAGAGAGCUUUAGCAGCGACCCCCCUCUUCGCGCCAUACUCCCUCCCCCUCUUCAUCGAGAAGCUGGGCUCCAGUCUCACGUCCGCCAAGCUCGACUCCCUGCGCGCAUUGCGAGCUUGCGCGCAGUCCUACGGAAGUGCGAUCGCCUCCCAGACAGGGCCUCUCUGGACCGCACUCAAAAAUGAGCUUUUGCCCCUGAGCGUGGAGGCAUCAUCGGCCGGAGAAGUGGGCCCUGUUCCGGAGCGGAGCGCGGAAGUGGGGGACGCCGCGGUGGAAGCUUUGACACAAUGCGUGAGGGCGCUGGAGGGCGUGGGUAGGGGGGCACCGGCGGUGUCAAACCCGCUAGUGAGAUCUGUCCUGGAAGACCCGACCCUGGGGGACCUCUUUAUUGCGGCCACAGGCGAGACUAGCAUCCCGCUAACCAAACUCCUUAACCAUGGCGGUCAAUCCACACAUUCUCAGACCGAUCCUCACUUGGACGAAAGCCAACCAAGGCCGGUGUUACACCAGACUGUCUCCCAAGCGCUCAGCGCAGCACCGCACGACUCAGAAGGCCAGGCCAGGAGAAGGGAGGCCGUCGAGCGGUGGAGCGGUGUCCUCUCUGCGGUGGCGACAGCUGGCGCUGGGCCGUGCCGCCAGGUGGCGGAAGCAGUGAUGGCGAGAGUGACUUCAGCCGGGAGCGUGGGGUACACCGGGCUGCGGCUUCUCUCGAAACUGGCAGGCGCCGCACGCACGCUGGUGUGGACCGGUCAAGGUGACGUCAGCAGAGGGUUCGAGGGAGGAACGGGGCGAGAACUAGAUGCGGAGGAAGUUCUGGGCGGGAAAGCGGAGGCGCUGGGGGAGAUCUUCUCGGGGGUCGUGAGGGCAUGGCAAGCGGAAGGGGGAGUGCCAGAUGGGGAACUCAACGACCUGGCGACCCUGGCUGUUGACGGCUUAGAAGCGCUCGCCUCCCUCCCCCCUCCGCUUUCACAAGCCGAGUCCAACCCCCUGCGCCAAAAUUGCAUCUCCGUCUUGGUCUCCGUCCUCUUUUCCCCCGGCUCAGAUCCCCACACCCCGAACCCCCUCCAGCAGAAAGCCCUUCAAGCCUUAGCUUCCAUAAGCCGGGGGCCGCCGUCCAAAGAACCGCCCGGAACUGCUGAACCCAAUACCGGAGUGACACGUGGCGAGGUGGGCGACAGCUGGCAUGGCGCCCGGCAGGUGUGGGCGGCCGUGAGCGAGCGCUUGCUGCAAGGUUCGGCUUCCCAAGGCUUUUCGCUGCAGAUCUUCGCGACUCUCGCGGAGUCCUCGGGGGUAAUCAACCGGGAGGUUUUGCAAGCGCUCGAAAGGCAGUUGGACCGGCUGUGGGGGGCGGUCGGUGGGUCGGUGGAGAGCGAGAGCGAAGCAGUGGAGGUGCUGCGGCUGCUGGCUCGCGAGAUCCUUCCAAAGUUUGGUUCGGACGAAUCGGACCAAGAGCUCGUCCUCCAUUUCGUCCACGCGUUACUCGAGCGCCUUGCCACGUGGCCGUCCCCCCGCCGUCCGAACGACGGUCUUUUGGCGGCAGCGCUCGGGGCGCUGUGCGUCGCCAUGCGAAUCUGUACCGAGGCCAAUCAAGCGGCGCUAUUGCAGAAGGCCGCAGGAGGGUUCUUCCAGGCUUUAGAAGGAGACGGGGUCUGGCGGUCGGGCCCCGUUCUCGCCAUCCUCGUCGCCCUCCGCCCCAGCGUCUCCGCCGAAGCAGGCCAACCCCGCGUUCUACAGGGCCUCCUGAGCCUGGCCCUCCAGUCUUCGGACGCUCUCAUCGCGGACGCAGCGUCCGUCGCUCUGGCUUCGCUCCUCAAAAAGUGGCCGGCCCAAAGCGUUCGCCACGUGGCAGCUCAGGAGACAUCCUUGUCCGCUUUCCACGCCGGUGGGGCAAGUGACCAGUUGGACCAGGGGGGGGGAACAGAAGCCGAGCCGGAAGGGAGGUUUGAAAAUGUCAGCACUCGGCCCUAUUCGGAGGAAGCAAAUUCACCGCACGAGACACGCUUACCGGCAACCAGCACGCCUUCUGACACCGCCUUAAGAACCCAAACCCUCGGCCAGCCUUUCGUGCCUUUCGGUGUGUCAACCCCUCCUCACGGACAGCCUGCAGCCCGGAUGACGCCAUCCCCCGUGACCCCAGCGUCCACUCAGGCGCUGCCAAGUGUCAGCCCGCCAAGUUCUGCGGCCACUUCAGAUUACUCCCCGGCGAUCUUCCUCGACUCCUCCCCUCAAAGCGUGCUCUUUGACACCACCCCAGUGUCGAUUCUGCAACCCGGUUUCUCCCCGGCCGGGGGGCUACCGGGGCCCUCUCCUGACCCCCCCGGAACGACGGCCGUUUUCCGAGCGCCGUCACCUGGAGACAUCCCGCCGCGGGCGAGGCGGGUCGCGCAGAGGCUCGAUUUGUCGCGCCUGGGGGGCGCGGUCGCUGCUUCGAACACCGCCCCUCGAGGACCCGAGCCAACCAACCCCCCAGAACGGUCGCCCCAGAAAUUGGCUGGCGGGGACGGAAGUCUCGAUCUGGAGAGUGCGCUUAGAGUAGUUCUUGACGAGAGGUUACUUCCGCUGUUACCGGAAUCUACCACGGAAACGGGACAGAAGGGGUUGGAAGCGCAGAUACGGGGUGUGCGAGUUUUGGCGGUUGUCGGUCAGGCGCUCGCAAUGCGCGGGCAUAAGCGGACGGGUGAUGUGGUCGGGGCUCUGGUUCAGCUCUUGUUCACACUGGGAAAGGCACACGGAACGGCCGGUGGUGUGAAUGCGUCCUCGGGGGGAAGUGGCAAAGCAGACGGGAGAGGCGGUCCGGGAGAGGGGGCAAGGAACGGAAUGCCACGUGUCAGCGCUGCAACGCUCUCUUCUUUCCAGCCUGAAGCACACACUUCCAGAAGCACGGGGGAAAGCCUCAGCCCAAGUGCCGGGUCACCCCAAGACGACCAGCCCAGUGCGUCGUACGAUUUAGCGGGCCUGGCGCAGCUUGCUGACGUGGCAGCCGAGGGCUUUGGCGUCAUCGCCGGAGAACGGCGCUCCUCAAAUCCGGCCGAAUCGAGCACGGACCUGAAUCUGAGCAAGGAGACGCACGCUCAGAUCAAGCCGCUGUAUCGGCAGCGGCUAUUCACCAUGAGCCUGGGGCCGUUUUCGGAGGCGGUUCGGAAGGCGAAGAAUCCGGAAGAGCGCCUUCCACUCUACCGCGGCCUGGCGCACCUCUUGAGGGGGACGCCACCGGCGGCGCUGGCGGUUGAGGCGGAAAAGGUCCUCCUACUACUGCUCGAGUCCCUUUCCGCCCUGGCCGCCUCUUCGGACGUCCGCGCCCCUCGCCCCGCGUCCGACGCCCCGCUCGUCUUGUCCGACCUCCUCACGCUGACGUCAUUCCUGACGGACGGCGGCCCUGCGCGCGAGCACGCGAGCGAGCACGUGCCCUCGAUUGUACGGACGCUCGUACGGCUGACGGCGUACGGACUGUCCGCGAGCGUCCGGGAGACGGCCCUCCAGGCGCUCGUGGCUGCGGCGGACCUGCCGUUCACAAGGGUGUAUCCGUUGCGGAACGAGGUGCACAAAGCGAUUUUGGGCGCCUUGGACGACCCAAAGCGUGCGGUCCGCAAGGAGGCCGUCCGCUGCCGGCGAGUCUGGACCGCGCUUGGCUCGUCCAAGAAGUAG
Messenger RNA from Klebsormidium nitens, 4386 nucleotides. Lineage: Eukaryota; Viridiplantae; Streptophyta; Klebsormidiophyceae; Klebsormidiales; Klebsormidiaceae. The record is from the annotation of a GenBank genome assembly.